AUGAAUCCUACAAGUUCUGCAACCAAGCCACGACAGCGCAAGCGCGAUCGCGUCCAGAACCUCUUUUCGAAGCUCGGAAUCGGGUCGCGUCCGGAUUCGCCUACUCCUUCGAUUUCCCAGUCUGGCUCAAGUUCCGCUCGAGACCUCAACCUGGAUGUACGUGGGAGACAAGGAGAGAUUUCUGUGCCCACCGAGGACCCCCCUCAAAGCACUACUGUCGCCCAGAGCACCGACGGCGACCGCCCCAUCACCGAGGAUGCACUAUCCGUGGGCGGCAAGGAAAUUCAGCCCACCGACAUCGCGUCCAUUGGAGAUAGGGCCCACACUCGCCCACAGAGCUCAGCCGACACCACAAUUGCGCCCACCACACGCACCAACGCUGCGGACACGCCGGUCAUGUCCAGCGCCGAUGGAGAUGUUACCACCCCUGGAAUUGCGACGGAUGAAGGAUCAGUGCCAUCGACUGCGCGCACCAUCUUCUAUGGCACCAAGGAAGUCUUACGAGUCAUCAAAGAGACCACCGAUGUAUUCCCUCUGGUCAAAAGCGUCGCGGCCGCGAUGCUGGAAAUCCUCAACAUGUUCGAUACCGUUGAAGACAACCGCGACGAGGUCAAGAAGCUCCUAAUUCAAGACAGACUGGGCGGCUUGGCAAGGAUGCUGGAACAAAAGGUGUCAGAGAUGAAGAGAAAGUUGGACGAUUCGAAAGUAAAGCGGGUUUUUAAUGCGACGGAGGAUGAGAAGGAAAUUCAACGGGCAGUUGAAGAGGUCAGGUUCGCGAUCGAGAUUGCGAUGCUGGAUGUUAGUAUCUCGGGCCAUAGGGUGACAGUUCAGGUAGCGGAGGGAAUGGGUUGGGUGAAGGAGAAGGUGGUGGAGACGAGGGAUAUGGUCGCGGGAGCGAAGGAGGUCGUUGAAUGGUUGAAGAAGAACGAAUACCUCAAGAGGAUCAAGACCGUCACCGGAGCCGAGUUCAAGCAAGGAGACCGCCAAGGAUGCAUCCCGGGAACCCGCGUCGCCCUUUUGGCGAGCCUCCUUCGCUGGGCGAAGGACCCGACCUCCCCUUCGAUCUUUUGGCUUUGCGGCAUGGCCGGUACUGGCAAGACGACGGUGUCGGAGACUUUCUGCACUCAGCUCCGCGUAGAGGGUCUCUUGGGGGCCAGCUUUUUCUGCUCGUUGGACGACGCUGCCAGGAGAGACGUCCGCCGCAUCAUACCCUCCCUUGCCAGGUCCCUUGCAAGGGCUCGCCCCAAGUUUGCGGAGCAGCUCGUUAAGACGCUCGAAUCCGACGAGUACCCCGACGACCCCAUCGCUAUGAACCUCGAAGAUCAGUACCGCGUUCUCAUACUCGACCCCGUCAGGCAAGCGUUCGACGCCGACAUGCCCCUCACUCUCAGCAUUGACGCCCUCGACGAAUGCCCCAAAGAUGCUAUUAAGCUCCUCUUGAAGGCGAUUCUGUCCCAGUCAUCCCCGCCGUCGCUCAAGGUGUUCUUGACAAGCCGUCCCGAGGACCACCUGGAAGAUCGUUUCACAAGUUACGAUAAGCAUCGCCAGCUACUCCUUCAUGAUGUCGAACAACACAUCGUCCAAGCGGAUAUUGCCGUCUACCCACGCCACGCCCUGUUGCAGAUCAGCGAUCUCGAAGGCCAUGUUCAGUUCAGCUUGAGCUUGACCCACUGUGCGCAACUGACACUUCUGGAUUCUAGUAUGCCUAUGAAUCAGACUGUGCUUUGCGCAGCUGCCUCGCCCUGGAAGUGA
Coprinopsis cinerea okayama7#130 is the source of this 1752-nucleotide messenger RNA. RefSeq lists its product as hypothetical. NCBI's taxonomy places the organism in Eukaryota, Fungi, Basidiomycota, Agaricomycetes, Agaricales, Psathyrellaceae. Bases 1 to 1752 code for a protein of 583 amino acids. The transcript has 9 exons. The record is from RefSeq and is a predicted model, not a curated record.